Molecule: messenger RNA, 3969 nt
Organism: Ylistrum balloti
Lineage: Eukaryota; Metazoa; Mollusca; Bivalvia; Pectinida; Pectinidae
Exons: 1
Coding region: 1-3969 (1322 amino acids)
Biological process (GO): DNA integration
Molecular function (GO): nucleic acid binding; zinc ion binding
Source: RefSeq, a predicted model, not a curated record
AUGGACCAAUUAAAGCCUCCUGAAGGACUAAAGAUGGACGGGAACUUGUCGGAAAAUUGGCGGAAGUGGUACCAAAGAUUCCAGUUGUACCUUACUGCGUCAGGGAUCGAUAAAAAGGAUGAAAAAAUCCAAACGGCAACGUUUCUCCAUGUGAUCGGCACAGAUGCGCUGGAAGUUUUCAACACUUUCAAGUUCGACAACGAAGGUGAUCAAGAGAAAAUGGAACCUGUUACAGAUAAGUUUCAGCAGUAUUGUAAUCCUCGUAAAAAUGUAACAUUUGAACGGCACGUGUUCUUCACUCGAAAUCAGCAGGCGGUAGAAACGAUAGACCAGUAUGUUACAGAGUUGAGGACAAGGGCGACCACGUGCGAGUUCGGUGACCUCUGUGAUAGCUUGAUCAAGGACAGACUGGUAUGUGGGGUUCGAGAUGAAACAAUAAGGGCAAGACUGUUGAGAGACUCUGAUCUAAAUCUCAAGAAAGCUAUUGACAUUUGUCGUGCUAGUGAAAUGAGUGCAUCACGGUUGAAAUCACUAACCAGUGAAGAUGAUAAAUCGGUCCACGUGGUGAAACAGAAACAGACAGGAGGCGGCCCGUCACAGUCGGCACACACGGGUAAGUCGCAAUGUCAGAAAUGUGGCAAAGAUCAUUUGAGAAAUGACUGUCCAGCAUAUGGGAAAACGUGUAAUAAGUGCAAGAAACUUAAUCAUUUCGCCAUGAUGUGUAGAACUGACUUAAACAAAAAUAAUGGACGAGUUCAAACUCAAGGUCAACCCAAGUACAACACCCGUUAUAAGAAUCCAGAUAGAAAGGGAAAGGUACAGGUGAUAGAUACACACGAUGACACUGAAGAUCUGUUUAUUGGAACUGUACGAGUGGACAAAGUCAGCACAGAGUCAGUGACAAAUAAUGAUGAAUGGUUUGUAAACCUUCGACUGAAAAACAAAUCUGUGAAAUUUAAAAUAGACACAGGGGCUCAGUGUAAUGUGAUCUCGAAAAAAGACUACAUAGCUGCAGGUGGAAAAACAGUGAGUAGAAAGAAUGUCAAAAAACUGUAUACACUGACAGGGGAGAGAAUUCAAACCGUUGGUCGUGCAAUGGUUCAGUGCGAGUACAAGAAUAGAUACUACGUGCUAGAUUGUCAUGUCGUUGAGCAAGACGUCACCCCAGUUAUUGGACUUUUGUCAUGUCAAGAGUUGAAUCUUGUAAAGAAAGUUGAUCCUGUUAGCACAGAAACAAAACAAAACACAGAUAUCCUGAAGGAAUAUUCAGAUGUUUUUAGUGGAUUACAAGGAUCAUUCUACAAACAUCAUAUUGAAAUAGACCCUACAGUGAAACCGGUUGUUCACCCUCCACGCAAAGUACCGUUAGCAGUACAUGACCAAGUAAAACAGGAACUUGACAGGAUGGAGAAAUUAGGCGUAGUUGAGAAAGUACAUGAGCCAACCGACUGGGUUAACUCGAUGGUGGUAGUGAAAAAAUCAAACAAUAAACUCAGGAUCUGUAUUGACCCCAAAGAUAUGAACAAGGCAAUUAAAAGAGAACACUUUCCUAUGAAAACGAUAGACGUCACAGCUAAAGUAGCAAACGCCAAGUACUUCUCAAAACUCGACGCGGAGUCAGGAUUUUGGCAAAUUGAGCUAGACGAGCCAAGCAGUAACUUGUGCACAUUCAACACACCUUUCGGACGUUAUAAGUUCCUCAGAGUACCAUUUGGUUUAUCAAGUGCACCUGAAGUAUUCCAGAGAGCCAUGUCAGAAGUUUUCAAGGACUUGGAUGGUGUCGAACCAAUAGUGGAUGAUAUCCUUAUUUGGGGUGAGACACGUGAACAACAUGAUGCUAGGCUACGUUCAGCACUAGAAACGGCUAGGAAAGCUAAUGUGAAACUGGACAAGUCAAAAUGCCAGAUAGCAGCCACAGAAUUAAACUAUAUUGGACAUACACUCAGCGCUCAGGGUUUGAAACCAGAUGCGGAGAAAGUGAAAGCAAUACAGGAAAUGCCUGACCCUGAAGACAAGGCAGGAUUGAUGAGAUUUAUAGGUAUGGUUCAAUAUGUUGCUAAGUUUAUACCAAACCUGGCAGAAGUCAGCGCACCACUUCGGCAACUUCUGGAAAAUGACGUUUGCUGGGAUUGGGGCCAAUCACAACAAAAUAGCUACAAACGGCUGAAAGAUCUCGUAAGUGAGGCACCUGUGCUCAAGUUUUACGACGUUAAACAACCAGUAACAAUGUCAGUCGACGCGUCCUCAACAGGACUUGGAGCAGUGCUAUUACAAAACAACCAGCCAGUGGCAUAUGCGUCAAAAUCUCUCACAACCGCACAAAAACAUUAUGCUCAAAUAGAGAAGGAGAUGUUGGCAAUAGUGUUUGGCACAAGCAAAUUCCACCAAUACAUUUACGGAAAGAAAGUUUCUGUACAGACUGAUCAUAAACCACUUGAAAUCAUAGUGAGGAAGCCACUCUACUUAGCACCAACCAGACUGCAGAAAAUGCUAUUGAAGAUUCAACCAUACGACCUUGACAUAAAGUAUGUACCAGGAAAAGAACUCCAUGUCGCAGAUGCCUUGAGUAGAGCACACUUGCCUGAAGUUGGCGACACAACAAAACUGGAGGAUGACUACGAAGUUCUUAGUGUAUCAGCAGUCUCUGACGAGAAAUUUAACAAGAUCAGCAAGGAAACAGAGAAAGAUCCAUCCCUGAAAAUUGUUAAAUCACUAAUUCUACUCGGAUGGCCGGACAACAGGUCAGAUGUUCCGUCACCAGCUUUAGAUUACUGGAAUUUUCGUGAUGAGCUUAGUGUACGAAAUGGUGUGAUCUUAAAAGGUGAAAGGCCUGUUAUUCCAAGUGCUAUGAGAUGUGAAAUGUUAGAAAAAAAUCAUGAAUCUCACUUAGGUGUAGAAAAGUGUAGGCAAAGGGCUAGUGAUGUUAUAUUUUGGCCCAAAAUGUCCAAAGAUAUAUCUGAUGUAGUGUCGCGCUGUGCUAUUUGUCAGGAAAACAGGAUGAGCAAGCCAAAAGAACCACUCAUACCUCAUGGAGUUCCAUUGAGACCAUGGUCGAAAGUGGGUGGUGAUUUGUGUCAGAUAGAUGGUGAUCAUUUCUUAGUUCUAGUAGAUUAUUAUUCAGAAUUCUUUGAAGUGUCAAAGUUGAAGGAUACCAGGAGCGAAACCGUUAUAAUCAACUGCAAAUCACAGUUUGCACGCCACGGAAUACCAGAAUUACUUAUUACUGAUAAUGGUCCUCAGUUUGAUUGUCGGGAAUUUCAGAGAUUCACCAAGGAGUUUGGGUUCGAACACAGGACCUCAAGUCCUAUGUUUCCACAAUCUAAUGGAAUGGCCGAAAAGGCUGUGCAAACUGUCAAAAAGCUUCUAAAAAAGGCUAAACAAGAUGGGCGAGAUCCAUACUUGGCCCUAUUGGAUCACAGGAAUACACCCAGAGACUCGAACCUAGGAUCACCGGCACAGAGACUCAUGAGUCGAAGAACCAAGACUCUGUUACCUACAUCAGAAACAUUGUUGAAACCAGAACUAGUUGUAAAUGUGAAGGAAAAUUUGGAAAGUAAAAGAUUACUUCAGAAACAUUACCAUGACAUUGGAGCAAGGGAAGCAACUCCAUUUGAAAUCGGACAAAAUGUCAGAGUCCGAAUCAAACCUGGUAAUUCUCCCUGGAUACCUGGACGCGUAGUCGCAAAGGACUCAGCACCACGCUCAUACAUUGUGAACUCACAAGGCAGGGCUUAUCGACGAAACUCCAAUCACAUUCUUCGGUCAAAAGAACAUUUUACCAAGAAACAGCUUGAUGUCAAUCCUCAGGUUAAACAUCAUGAAUACCAACUUGAUAUUCCAAAUAGUAGUGAAAUACAACCCGAGUUGUAUCGUGAGGACCUUGACCAUCCAAAAAACCUCAGCCAGGAAUCUUCAAAGCCAGCUGUCCCUGCUAAAACAUCUACUGGGCGUGUAAUUAAAAAACCAUAG